This is a messenger RNA of Strongylocentrotus purpuratus (purple sea urchin), 1122 nucleotides long. RefSeq names its product 5-hydroxytryptamine receptor 1F-like. Gene Ontology annotation, molecular function: dopamine neurotransmitter receptor activity, coupled via Gi/Go; G protein-coupled receptor activity. Gene Ontology annotation, biological process: adenylate cyclase-activating adrenergic receptor signaling pathway. The transcript is spliced from 3 exons. NCBI's taxonomy places the organism in Eukaryota, Metazoa, Echinodermata, Echinoidea, Camarodonta, Strongylocentrotidae. The record is from RefSeq and is a predicted model, not a curated record. Gene Ontology annotation, cellular component: membrane. The coding region runs from base 1 to 1122 and encodes 373 amino acids.
AUGGCGGGUGCUAAGAUUCAGAAUGUUUCAGAACCGACAUUCUAUUCGACUAUGUCAUUUGAGAAUUAUUUUGCGAAUUCGACGGAGAAUUUAUCUGAGACCACAAUUACUGAGCAGAAAACUCGCUCGGUAAACAUCCACGGGAUCCUGUGGCCUAUCCUUUUCACAGUCCUCAUCAUCGUUGCCAACUUUCUGAGUCUCGUAGCCUUCUGCAUCGAGAAACGACUUCGCACUUACAACAACUACUUUAUCAUCAACCUGACCAUUCUGGACUUCAUGACAGGGUUGUUACUCAUUCCUAAGGUGGUUCAUACAUACAUUGGGUACUACCCGUUCUCGCAAGAUAUCUGUAAGGUGAAUUCUGCUAUCCGUUGGGGCAUUGUCAACGCAUCCAACCUUGCCGUGGUCUUGAUCUGCGCUGAUCGACAUCGAGCUACUUACGAUCCUAUCAACCACUUCAUGUCACGAAGCAAACGAAUGGCCGUCAUCAAAAACCUCAUCCCAUGGAUUGUGUCAGUUGUCUUUUGGUUUCUCUAUAACACCAUACCCGAAUUCAUCAUCGAUUUCGACAACGGUCGUCACUGUGUUCCCUGGUACACUUUAAGACCAUUACCUGGUAUCAUCCCGUUCAUCGCUCUCUUCUUUUUACCAUUUACUAUCAUCACUGUACUCUAUUUUAGAAUCGUUGCUAAGAUCCAGGCUACUCUUGGCGGUAAGAAUGUCGAAAAACAGUUUGCUAUGAAAAAUGCUCACAAGGGAAAAAUCACGUCAGAGUUACCUCACGAUGACAUGACUAGGGCAGCCAGUACUGCAACCAUAAAUGUCGACCUAUCAUCCGAUAAUUUUGACCAGGGUCUAAUGAUGAAGAACGGCAAUGCUGCGAAUAAUGCAAAGAAAACAACAAUGAAGCGCGAAACUGCCACCGAAAUGCACAAGGCUACCAGAACACUCCUGCUCAUCGUUAUCGCUUUCUUUGUGUCGUGGCUACCACAGAGCAUCACCAAGCUCAUUUAUUCCAUCGAACCCGUGCUCGUUGUACCAGGACUACCACGAACAGCUAUACUGUUCAUUGGAUGGAUGCCGUUUCUUAACAGCCUCCUCAACCCAAUAUCCUACGUGUAG